AAUUCACCUAAUUAGUUCAUCUCAUCACACGCUGCUACAAGAGAGAGAGAGAGAGAGAGAGAGAAGCAUCGACACCAAAAUCGCGAAUCUCGUUCAUUGUUGUGCUUCCGUUUCGCGUUGGUGAUCCUCCUCUCGCUGCUCUCUCCACCACCACACAGAGUGACUCACUCACCAAAUAGCAAUGGCUGCUCAGAAGCGUUCCUUCCCUGAUGCUCCUAACGAUAACAACCGCCACGCCAAACAUCACCACGAAGAAGCAAAAACUGAAGAAGAAGAAGAAGAAGAAGAAGAAGCACAACAACAACAACAGCAUGAUGAAGAAGAAGAAGAAGAGGAUAAUAAUUACAAAUCAGACGAUUCUCCUCCCGAAGACAAAUCCGAAUAUGUGUUUGUAGAACUUCUGGAAAUACGCAAAGAAGUCCAAUGUCCAAUUUGCCUAGGUAUUAUUAAGAAAACACGUACUGUUAUGGAAUGCUUGCACCGGUUUUGCAGGGAAUGCAUUGACAAGUCGAUGCGACUAGGGAACAAUGAAUGCCCUGCUUGUCGAACACACUGUGCCAGUCGUCGUUCUUUGAGAGAUGAUCCAAACUACGAUGCCUUAAUUGCAGCUUUAUAUCCUAAUAUUGAGAAGUAUGAACAGGAGGAGCUUGAAUUUCGUGAAGAGGACAAGAACCGCAAUAAGCAGAUUCAGGCUUCAAUUGCAAAAGUUGUUCAACGACAAUCUGAAGCACUGGUUAAGAGACGUAGAGAUACACCAGGUUCAUUUGUGACAAGAUCACAGCGCAAUCAACGAAAUGUUCUCUCUAGGAGACAAAACCAAGGGAUGGAUAAUCAAGGAUCUGAAGAUAAUGAGGAGGAAAAUGACAAUAAUGAAAAGGACUCAUCUUCCACAGAUGAGCGAUGUACAGAACUCAGGCAGAGAAGGCGAAAGAGGCGGACCAGAGGUCGUCCUUCUCAGCCCUCAUCAUCGACGGCAAGUCCUGAUGGUGGAUGCAUAGAAAGUGACAUGGACAUAAGAAUUUCUUCUAGACUGGUGUCAAAACCUCAAAAACUAACUUGGGGAAGGGGUGGUUUUAGGAGUCACACACGGCAUGGCAGUGGCAAUGGUAGCAAUAGCAAAAGUUCCCGCAGUAGUCGCUUGGCUAAGUUAGUUGAUUAUCUCCAUAGCUUGAAUGAAAACACUGAUGAGUUAGAUGUCCAUCUCAUUCUUUUGUCUUUAGACAAACAAAUUACACCAAGCUUGCAGCAGCCACACCUUUGCUGUCGGCCAACAUUGUCUGUGAAGCAUCUUUGUGAAUAUGUUGCUCAUCAGACACCUUUGCUGGUUGAAGAAGUUGAGAUAUUGGCAGUUAAAGGAUGCUGCAGUACAGUUUGUGACAAGUCAUUUGAUGAGACUUCAUCCUCUGAUGAGCUAACUAAGCUGGUUAUAGAUCCUAGCAAAGAUGAACUGGAAACUCUGCAAGGGCAUGAAUCUCUGGCAGGGAUUAAAUCUAAAUGCAUAUCUAAAAGGGAGCAUUUGAUUCUGGCAUACAGGAGGAAGGAAUGAGCAUUAUAGACAGUUUUGAGAUUUAUGAAUGCCAGGGCUUAUUCUGUACGUACAUAGGAAAAUUUUCGACUACAAAACUAUAUAUAGUUAAAUAAUAAUAUGAACCUCCCGAAAGAUUAUAUAGACAGUUUUGAUAUUUAUUGAUGUCAGGAUUUAUUCUGUAUGUACAUAGGAAAAUUUUCAACUAGAAAACUAUAGUGAAGUAAUUUGAUAUGAACCUCCUGAAAGGUCAUUUAUUUACAAGAGUUUGUUUCGACUUGUAUGUAAGUUUGGUACAUUAGGCUGUGCUGUACUCUAUAAAAUUUAUUACUGUUUUA
Messenger RNA from Glycine soja, 1863 nucleotides. RefSeq names its product putative E3 ubiquitin-protein ligase RING1a. Bases 182 to 1546 code for a protein of 454 amino acids. The transcript has 10 exons. The record is from RefSeq and is a predicted model, not a curated record. Lineage: Eukaryota; Viridiplantae; Streptophyta; Magnoliopsida; Fabales; Fabaceae.